This is a messenger RNA of Penicillium bovifimosum, 1875 nucleotides long. Its product is annotated as carnitine O-acetyltransferase CAT2. The coding region runs from base 1 to 1875 and encodes 624 amino acids. The record is from RefSeq and is a predicted model, not a curated record. The transcript is spliced from 5 exons. Gene Ontology annotation, cellular component: mitochondrion; peroxisome. Gene Ontology annotation, biological process: carnitine metabolic process. Gene Ontology annotation, molecular function: carnitine O-acetyltransferase activity. NCBI's taxonomy places the organism in Eukaryota, Fungi, Ascomycota, Eurotiomycetes, Eurotiales, Aspergillaceae.
AUGUUCACUGCUUCUGCUCGAGGCCGUCUUUCCACCCUCUCAAGGCAACGGCUACCUACUAACUCUCUCCUCGCCCGCUCGACGCCUCUCACAAUGGCUCCCCGACGAGCAGCAUCUUCAGUUCCUGAGGGAUACAAGGAGGAUCUCUCCAAGGGCAACAUGCUCCGUUUCGAAGAUUCUCUCCCUAGACUCCCCGUUCCUCCCCUGGAAGAGACCGGCCGUCGGUACCUGAAGUCCGUGCAUGCCGUCGUCUCCGAGUCCGAGUAUCAGCGCACCAAGAGCGCUGUCGAGGAAUUCAUCCGCCCCGGUGGUCAGGGUGAGUCCCUGCAGAAGCGUCUGUUGGCUCGCGCUGCCGAUCCUAAGAUCAAAAACUGGCUCUCCGAGUGGUGGAACCAGGCCGCUUACCUCGGCUACCGCGACCCCGUCAUCCCCUACGUCUCCUACUUCUACUCCUACCGGGAUGACCGCGAGCGUCGCAACCCCGCCCAGCGUGCUGCCGCUAUUACCACUGCUGCGCUCGAGUUCAAGGCCAAGGUUGAUGAUGGUUCUUUGGAGCCCGAGUACCUCCGCAAGGAGCCCCAGGCCAUGAGCUCGUACCAGUACAUGUUCAACUGCUGCCGUAUCCCCGCCGAGGGCCAGGAUUUUCCCCGCAAGUACUCUGCCGCCGAGAACCAGCACAUCGUCGUUGUGCGCAAGAACCAGUUCUUCAAGGUUCCCUACGUCGUCGACGGUCAGCAGCUCAAUGUCUCCGAGUUGGAGAAGCAGUUCCAGCGCAUCAUCGACACCGCACAGCCCGCACCUCCGGUUGGCGUUCUGACCGUUGCCGACCGUGACCACUGGGCUGCUGCCCGCAAGACCCUCGUUGAGUUCGACCCCGCCAACGAGGUCGCUCUCCAGGAAAUUGAGUCUGCUGGUUUCGUGAUCUGCCUGGACGAUGCCCGCCCGGUUACUCUCGCCGAGCGCUGCAAGCAGUUCUGGCACGGUGACGGCUCCAACCGCUGGUUCGACAAGCCCCUGCAGUUCAUCGUCAACGACAACGGCACCGCCGGUUUCAACGGUGAGCACAGCAUGAUGGACGGCACCCCCACCCACCGUCUCAACGACCACGUCAACAACCUCAUCUUCAACAAGAAGAUCGAUCUCUCUGCCAAGACCGUGCGCUCCCAGCUCGCGGACCCCAAGCCCAUCACAUUCAAGCUGAACGAUGCCGCCAACGACGCCAUCGACUAUGCGGCCCAGUACCACCGCAAGCAGAUCGGCUCCCACGAGCUCGUCGUCCAGGCUUACCAGGGCUACGGCAAGGGUCUCAUCAAGAAGUUCAAGUGCAGCCCCGACGCCUUCGUCCAGAUGACGAUCCAGCUGGCCUACUACAAGAUGUACGGCAAGAACCGUCCCACCUACGAGUCCGCCUCGACCCAGCGUCGCCUUCUGCAAGGCUCACCAGGACCACAACACCCCCGCGAGGAGGUCGUCAAGCUGUUCCGCGCCGCCCUCGCCCAGCACACCAAGUACACCCAGGAGGCUAGCUCUGGCCAUGGUGUCGACCGUCACCUGUUCGGUCUGAAGAAGCUCCUCCAGCCCGGCGAGCCGCUGCCUGCCAUCUACGAGGAUCCCGCUUUCGCUUACUCCAGCUCUUGGUAUCUCUCCACCUCCCAGCUGAGCUCCGAGUACUUCAACGGAUACGGAUGGAGUCAGGUUAUUGACGAUGGAUUUGGAAUUGCCUACAUGAUUAACGAGAACAGUCUCAACUUCAACAUCGUCUGCAAGCGCAUCGGCGCCGAGCGCAUGAGCUACUACCUCAGCGAGGCUGCCACUGAGCUCCGCGAUCUGCUUAUGCCCGAUCUCGCUGCCCAGCCCGAGAAGCCCAAGCUGUAG